AUGGGUCCUACUACUACCAAUCCAACUGCUACAAUUACCAACAACUCGGGAUAUGGUGUGGACAUUUACGAUGUGUUCAACCCCAGUAGCGACCCCAGCACGCCGGUGCCUUUGACGUACACGCUACUGGCCACUGUACCAAACGGCGCCGUUGCCCAGCCGGUGCAAACCAUUCAUUUUGCCAGCCAAGUGCAGGCCAUGUUAAGCGGCACCAUCAAAGAACUCAACGGCAACUACUACCAGCAGUUCCCUGUGGCCGUGCUGGCGGUUUCCCCCUUCGCAGACUCGAAUGCCAUCACUAUCACUAGUGACAUGCUGCAAAGCAUGGUGGACUCCUUCAAGUUCAUCAAGUACGUGCAGGCCAACCCCUCCUCGCAGCUUUCCACCAAAUUCAACACAGCCCUGGCCGACAAAAGCCAGGAAGAUGCGGUCGAUCAGCUUUUCAAGGGCACUGGCAGCUUUCAGUUGUGCACCCUGAUCACCUGGACAGCGGUUUUCACCUGGCAAGCCCAAUUCACAAGUGCCUGGCAGGGUACCUACUACCUUUAUAGCGGGGGGGACAACAGCGCAGGCAGCACUUCAGACUCAUCAGCACCAGCUCUACAAGGAACGCUGGCCAUUACGGCUAGCGCAGAUGCCAGCUCGGCGGUGCUGACAAUGGCCGGCACAGGCAACGUGAACACACCAGUUGUGAUGGCAGGAAAUGGCACAAUGCAGGAAGAAAACCAAGGAAAUGGCAACCUAUCUGUGGCGUUGACCCCGGCCUGGCUAAACUUAACCUCAACGAACGACACGUCAAGCUAUGCCAUUGCAGCAUCCUUCGUCGGCAAGAUCAACGACAUUGAAGUGGCCGGCAGCACCAACCAGCUGAGCAUCCCAAGCUCCUCGGAUGACUCGAAUUCCUCUCAGACUUGGCCACUUAUCAAGCAUAUUAUCGAUUCCGUUGAGAGCCUGACCACAUCGUUGGUAAACAUUGGCUUGUUGUAUUACAUGGUCAAAGACUUCAAGCAGGACGCGAUGCAAAAGAAGAACGACGCGCAACAAGGUGCCACCAGCAAGUCAGACGCGAAAGACAGAGAAAGCAAGGCCGAAGCGGAUUCUAGGGCAAGUGAGGUUUCGCAGGUGAACAAAAAGUCGGAAUCGAACAAGGCCACUAUACAACUCGCGCAACAACAGUCCAGGGAUGUCGCUCAGUCUCGAGCCAUCCAGAUCGACUUUAAUGCUAUUAAAGGGCAGGAGCAGAAGCUAGCAGAAGCUCUGGAAACCGGACCUUCGUCAGACGCUGUGGUGGAAGUGGCUGAAGAUCUUGAAGCCGCUGGUAAUAACCUUGGAAAAGCAGUCAGCGAGAACGCGACUGAGGAGGCUCGCAACGAGGCUUUAACUGAUGCCUCUGCCAGUCUCAAAAAUACAAGCGCCAAAAUUGAUCAAGAGCUGAAAGGCGAGGGAAGCCAGCUCUCACAGGAACAGGAAGGCGCACUGAAAAGCAGCGAGGUGGCGCUGGAUAAGGCGGAUGCGCAGUCCAAUGCUGUAGAGAAGCUCCAAAAGGAGGAAGAGGAUCGUGCCAAAGAUGAUGUGAAGAACAAGGUAGAGGAAAGUCCGUUUGACGACUCUGAUACCAAGGCAAAAGGCACCGGUGAGGGAGGCGAAUCUCACGAUAUAAAGAUCUAG
Messenger RNA from Colletotrichum costaricense, 1668 nucleotides. RefSeq lists its product as uncharacterized. Bases 1 to 1668 code for a protein of 555 amino acids. The transcript has a single exon. Lineage: Eukaryota; Fungi; Ascomycota; Sordariomycetes; Glomerellales; Glomerellaceae. The record is from RefSeq and is a predicted model, not a curated record.